AUGGAUUCUUGUGCCAAAAAGAGAAAGAGAAAACCAUUUAUCUCCAUGUUUUAUGGGUUGGAAUGUGAAGAAGAUAAGAAUGUAGAGAUAAAACCGAGGACAUUUGGCCCUGAGCAUCAUAAGAAGGCUGUAUUUGUGGUAGUCAAUGCUUGCUCUAGCAAGGAUUACACAAAUAAUAUAGUAGGAGUUCGUUUUGUUGGUCAGGAUGUUACUGGUCAAAAAGUGGUGAUGGACAAGUUUAUCAACAUUCAAGGUGAUUACAAGGCUAUUGUUCAUAGUCCCAAUCCUUUGAUCCCUCCCAUAUUUGCUUCAGAUGAUAAUACGUGUUGCUCUGAGUGGAACACUGCUAUGGAAAAGCUCACUGGGUGGGCUCAAGGGGACAUCAUAGGAAAAAUGUUAGUUGGAGAGGUUUUUGGCAGUUGGUGUCGACUCAAGGGUCCAGAUGCUUUGACAAAAUUCAUGAUUGUCUUGCACAAUGCAGUUGGAGGGCAAGACAGAGAUAAGUUCCCAUUUUCUUUCUUUGAUCAAAAUGGGAGAUAUGUACAGGCUCUUUUGACUGCAAACAAGAGGGUAAAUAUGGAUGGCCAGGUUAUUGGAGCCUUUUGCUUCUUGCAGAUUGCUAGUCCUAAAUUGCAGCAAGCUCUGAAAGUUCAGAGGCAACAGGAGAAGAAAUGCUUUGCAAGAAUGAAAGAGUUGGCUUACAUUUGCCAGGAAGUAAAGAAUCCUUUGAGUGGUAUUCGCUUUACAAAUUCACUUUUGGAGGCUACAGACAUGGCUGAAGAUCAAAGGCAAUUCCUUGAGACUAGUGCUGCUUGUGAGAAGCAGAUGUUGAAGAUUAUAAAGGAUGUUGAUCUGGAGAGUAUUGAAGAUGGUUCAUUGGAGCUUGAGAAGGGAGAAUUCUUUCUUGGGAGUGUCAUAAAUUCUGUUGUUAGCCAAGUAAUGAUGCUGCUGAGGGAAAAAAAUUUGCAAUUGAUUCGUGAUAUUCCGGAAGAAGUCAAAUCAUUGGCUGUUUAUGGUGAUCAAAUAAGAAUUCAACAGGUCCUAGCUGAUUUUUUGUUGAAUAUGGUGCGUUAUGCACCAUCUCCAGAAGGUUGGGUAGAGAUUCAUGUUCGUCCAAGCUUGAAGCAAAUUUCUGAUGUACCCACUCUUGUGCGUACAGAAUUCAGGUGCUAUUGUAACGCCCCAAAAUCAUAG
Quercus robur (English oak) is the source of this 1194-nucleotide messenger RNA. Its product is annotated as phytochrome B-like. The coding region runs from base 1 to 1194 and encodes 397 amino acids. Gene Ontology annotation, cellular component: nucleus. Gene Ontology annotation, molecular function: phosphorelay sensor kinase activity. Lineage: Eukaryota; Viridiplantae; Streptophyta; Magnoliopsida; Fagales; Fagaceae. Gene Ontology annotation, biological process: signal transduction; regulation of DNA-templated transcription; detection of visible light. The transcript is spliced from 4 exons. The record is from RefSeq and is a predicted model, not a curated record.